This is a messenger RNA of Rhincodon typus (whale shark), 743 nucleotides long. It is a transcript of the gene sod2, whose product is annotated as superoxide dismutase 2, mitochondrial. Gene Ontology annotation, cellular component: mitochondrion. NCBI's taxonomy places the organism in Eukaryota, Metazoa, Chordata, Chondrichthyes, Orectolobiformes, Rhincodontidae. The transcript is spliced from 4 exons. The record is from RefSeq and is a predicted model, not a curated record. Gene Ontology annotation, molecular function: superoxide dismutase activity; metal ion binding. Bases 69 to 650 code for a protein of 193 amino acids. Gene Ontology annotation, biological process: superoxide metabolic process.
GCUCUUCGGGGACACCCCACAUUGUCCUGAGUGGCCUGUUUAAACUGUUGUAACAAGCCCUGCCCCAAAUGCAGGGCAACAUUGAAUGUUACUACCUACAAACUCUUGGAUUGAGUAUAUAUUUACUGAAUGUUACAUUUACGAAAAUCUUUCUUCCCUGCUACAAUUGGAAUGGAUUUCUUCACAAAUGUACAAAAAUCAUUGCAGGUGAUGUGACAACUCAAGUUUCUCUGCAGCCAGCACUGCGGUUUAAUGGUGGGGGUCAUAUUAAUCAUUCAAUUUUCUGGACAAAUCUAUCUCCUAAUGGUGGAGGAGAACCUGCAGGAGAGUUAAUGGAAACCAUCAAACGGGACUUUGGUUCGUUUGAGAAGUUUAAGGAAAAAAUGUCUGUAAUCUCAGUAGGUGUUCAAGGCUCAGGAUGGGGAUGGCUGGGCUACAGUAAGAAUUCAGGAAGGCUACAGCUUGCUACUGCUUCCAAUCAGGACCCAUUGCAAGGAACAACUGGUCUAAUUCCCCUUCUUGGAAUUGAUGUGUGGGAGCAUGCCUACUAUCUGCAAUACAAGAAUGUGCGGGGUGACUAUCUAAAAGCUAUCUGGAAUGUUAUCAACUGGGAGAAUGUGGGAGAGAGACUCAAAGCUGCCAUGAAAUGAGUAGUAUUUAAAAAUAUUUUUCAAAUAACAUCUGUUAAACAUUUUGCAGCUUUCUGGACCAUGUUUAAAUAAUUAAAUAUUUGAAAACAUCCA